Molecule: messenger RNA, 1268 nt
Organism: Dimorphilus gyrociliatus
Lineage: Eukaryota; Metazoa; Annelida; Polychaeta; Dinophilidae
Source: the annotation of a GenBank genome assembly
AGUCUAUGGGACGAAAGCGAAGGACGUUUCCUAACUUAAAUAUACGGUUUUUUUUAUGGUAGGUCUCAAGCUACUAAGGCUUUACACUUCUUAAAAAGGAAUAAAAAGCGAUUAAGAGUAGUAUUUUUUUAUUAUAAUAAUAAAAUGGAUUACUUUAAAAGUAAAAAGAACAUUUCAAAAUAAAAAUAUAUUAUUUGUUUUUGAAGGUGACCACUGAACCAUACUUUAAUUCGUUGAAGAAUAAACGUCAAGUGAUUUACCGAACAACAUCCAAUAUGUCUGAUUCUGAUGAAAAUGUCCCAACCCAAGAGGAGGCGGAACAGUUAUGUAAAUCUUUCACGGAGGUUACAGGAACAGAUUCUGCGUGUGCUCUUAUGUUUCUUCAACAAAAUGACUGGCAGUUAGAAGCAGCUGUGAACUGCUUUAUUGUUGCCAAUCAAUCACCUGGAACAAAGAAGAAAUUAGAAAAUAGGAACGAUCCAUCUGACGCACCAAAAAAACAGCCAGUUAAAAGAACUAAAAUUAUGAGCUGGAAUAUUGAUGGUUUGGAUCAAAAUAAUCUUCUUAGAAGAGCACGUGGGGUAGCAAAAGUUAUAAAUCAGGAAAUGCCUGAUAUUGUUCUUUUGCAAGAGGUAGUUCCUCAAUCUCAGAAGAUUUUGGAGGAGACUUGCAGCGAUUAUCAGUUUUUAGCUGGAGGAAAGUCGGAUUAUUAUAUCGGUGCCAUGCUACAUAUGAAAGAAACUCAACUAAUGAAUAGUCAAUAUCAUCCAUUUUACUCCAGUCGUCAAAGUCGCGGUGUUUUAAUCAUGGACCUAGUUAUCAAUAAUACUCCUUGUAGAGUGAUGACAAGUCAUUUGGAAAGUACAAAGCCCUUAUCAGAGGAGAGAAAAAAGCAACUAAAAAGAUGUCUAGAUGAAUUAAUGAACUGCCAAUCUACAAGCUUAUUUGCCGGUGACCUUAAUCUUCGUGAUAAGGAAAUAGAAGAAAUUGGUGGUCUUCCUCCUGGCGUAGUUGACAUGUGGGAAGUAACUGGUAAACGAGAAAUGGCCAAAUUUACGUGGGAUUGUAAACUUAAUUCAAACUUAGAAAUGGAAGGUCGCUUUUGUCCUAGAUUUCGAUUCGAUCGUAUGUAUAUUAAACAAGAUCGAAGAAGAGCAAAAUUAAGGCCUGUCUACUUUGAAUUGAGCGGUAUCGAAAAGAUUCCUCCGCCUGUAAAUCGGUACUGUUCGGAUCACUGGGCUAUUCUUGGACAUUUCGAUAUAUCGUAA